Molecule: messenger RNA, 1247 nt
Organism: Aspergillus aculeatus ATCC 16872
Lineage: Eukaryota; Fungi; Ascomycota; Eurotiomycetes; Eurotiales; Aspergillaceae
Exons: 1
Coding region: 93-1247 (384 amino acids)
Source: RefSeq, a predicted model, not a curated record
GAAAUUUUUGUUCUUCUAACAAUCAUCUCAUCUCUUUAGUCUCGAAACGACGAUCUUUUUCUUCUAACAAUAACCUUAUCUUUGUUGACACCAUGACUACGUCCACCGACUCCAACGAAUAUUAUCAAAGGAUUGGCGCAGGUUUCUGCGGCACAGUAUGGGCAAGAAGCCUAGAAGGGCAUGCCAUCAAGCGCGAAGAUAGAGGACCAUCUCGAUCACUUGCCAACGACUUCACGAUGCACAGCCGAGCAUACGAGGCUUUCAUCGACUUUUCAUACGCUAAGCGCAGCAUGAGAAACUCAUUGACGCAGCUCCACGCGCGUAUCCCUCAAUGCCACCAAUAUAUCACUCCACAGGAUCAUUCAUGGUGGGAAGAAAAUCUCCGAUGGUUCCCAGACGGAUAUGCAGCCUGUAAUGCGAUUCUAUCCGAGAGAAUCCCUCCUUUUCCCGGGCACAUCAGACGUCUUCUCGUGGACACGUAUUGUCCUCCCGUAAUUCGCCAGCAGAUUCUGCACAGCGCCAGCAAUGAAGCCUGCCUCAUCCGACCGUACAUCGGCCGCCAGCGCACCUACGGCACGGCCAUGAACGUCCGAUCUCGAUUUCGAGGCUUUUCCCUCCGAAACCUCCCCCUUCAUGUCGAUCAGAUGGCUGAACUGGGGAUCCGCGCCGAGGAUGUCGACUGUUAUGCUGCCAUGAUGGGCGAAGCACUGGCCACGCUUCACUUGAUUGGGAAGAUAGAUGCGAACGACGUCGAAUUUGUUUUGGCUCCGAUGUCGCGAACUGUUACUGGCACGGAGCACAACGGAGCCACGGACACCAGAAGCAGCAGCAACACCAUCACAAAUAUUUUGGGAACCCAUACCAUGUGGAUCCUGGAUUGUGACCUUUGUCACUCCACCUCGAUGGAUCUCAAGGGUGUUCAGCAAGCUGUCGAUGCUUUCUUCAAGAACGACCCCUUCUGUCCAGGGCCGCACACGGCACACUGGCCUGCCUUUCGCGAUCGAUAUUUGAGUGCUGCUGAACAGAUUGCUCGCAUCUACCAUCCGGAUGAGACACAUGCCAUUUAUGACCUUGCUCGUCAAUUUAUCCAGAUUGUAGAGACGAGGGGGAUAAAACCACUGUUCAAAGUGACUGAUGAUACAUUCAAGGGGAAGCAUGCGACGGACAUUCCAGGCCUUGAGCCUAUGUCUAGUUCUCAGGUGGUCUGCCGACUCAACGAAGAAAGAAAUCAAGAUCAAAUAGACUGA